Molecule: messenger RNA, 1582 nt
Organism: Physcomitrium patens
Lineage: Eukaryota; Viridiplantae; Streptophyta; Bryopsida; Funariales; Funariaceae
Biological process (GO): protein ubiquitination
Cellular component (GO): nucleus; VCB complex
Molecular function (GO): nuclease activity
Source: RefSeq, a predicted model, not a curated record
CCAUCAACAAAGCAUUGUUGUCCCAAGACUGAUCGAAGCUUUACCUUACCUGGGGAGCUAUGAAGUCUCAGUUUUGAACAGUUUUUCCUUGGAAGCCUCCUGGAUGAUUGCAAACCCAUGUCACCAUUUACACCGCAGUUUUCUCUUCUCGCCUAAUUCGUAGGUUACGGGUGGAAGGAGCAGACACCAUGGCUACGACUCUGUAUGUGUCUGCUCCCUGCAGUUGUACUAAUUCUGCUUUCGAAUUCAUUCUUUGCAGCUUCUCUUCCGGAGUAGUUAGGCCGUUUCUGCUCGUCAAACAAAGGUUUGCGGCGUGUCCUUGCCAGGCAUGGAGCAGCUGCCGUGGUAGUUUAAUUUCAGAGGUAGGGAUGACUUCGUCAGCUUCGAUAAGCUCUGGGGGUAUGAUUUCAAGAGGCAAAGUAAGAGGGUUUGGCGCGAUGGUUGGAAUGUCAGACGAUUUCCACGAGGGGAGACGAAGGUUCGAGAGCUCGAAGGAGGAGACACACUGGGUAUUGAACAGACGGCAGGUGCUGCUUGGAAGCCUUUUGACGUCAUAUCCCCUUUUUGUAACACAGGGCAUGGUUGCUCUCGCGGAUCUGACACAAGAGCUUGAAAGCAGCUCCUCGGCUGAGACCCAGGAGUCUGCCGAAGUUGACACGUUUGGGUUCGAUGGACUCGGCAGCAGGGAAGAGGAGUACGCGGUUGGCAAAGUUGUGGCUCUGGCACAGGCCGGCGAUGGGGCAGUUCUCUUUCUAGGGGUGGAUGGAUUUGACCUACCUCUGCAAAUGGUCGUCGGAGCUGCAGAGGCUAUGGCCAUCUUGACAGCAGCCCAAGACCGGCGAAGCCGCAGGCCAGUGACACAUGAAGCUUGGGGCUCUUCGCUUGCUGCCGUUGGUUGGAAGGUAGAUCACGUUACCAUCACCACCAUGGAGAGCGAUGUGUUCUAUUCCAGACUAGUGUUGGCUCUGGGUAAGAGUCUGGAUAAGGAAGCAGCUGAAGUGUCCAGGAAUGAUCGAUUCCGCAGCGUCGACACGCGUCCCUCUGAUGCCAUUGCGCUUGCCUUGCGGUGCCGAGCCCCUUUGUUUAUCAACAAGAAAGUGGCAGAGGAAGCUGUGGGCGCGUUGAUCAAAGGAGCUGACCCAGUUAAGAGGCCCUCUGAUCCCCUCAACCAGCCAGGAUUACAAGCUAAGUCUGCCAUUGACACCUCUUCCAACAAUUUCUUGGACAGAUUUGCUUCGCAAGCCGGAUCAAAUCGCGAGCCACUCUGGAGAUCUAGUGACAAUGAUUCAUAUAAUGAUAUUGUACAUAAUUUUAAACCAAUUCAUUGGAAGAGUCGAGGAACACUCAAGCUGUACCAGUCGACUCUGUAUGUGUAAACUGUCAGCUCUUGAAAGUUAUAUGCAAUUAGAAGAUCAAAUCAGUCGUUUGGCAUUCAUGUGGACAGCCAUUGUAUAUGUACUUCUAGUUCAGAUUUUUUGAUAGUCUUGCAUGAGCCCGAUGAUGCAUUGAAUUGUGUUUAAAACGGUAUGGGCUUAACUGUAAUUAAAUUCAGCUCAUUUGUUUCUGGCAAUGGUUACCUUCC